AAAAGAUUUCAAUAUUUAUGGGUAAGUAAUACGCCAGAGAGCCAGCUGUUGCUAAGAAAUCAUGUAAGGCUAGAGCCAGUGAUUUAAGAACACAUUUCAAAAACACUUAUGAAGUAGCUAGAGCACUUAAAGGAUAAACACUUGCAUAAGCAUUAAAAUACUUAUAAGAUGUAUUAUAACAUAAGAGAUGUGUUCCAUUCACUCGUUUCAAUGGUGGAGUGGGUAGAACUGCAUAAGCAAAAGAAUUCGGCAGAUCAUAAGGUAGAUGGCCAGAAAAGAGUGUAAGAAUUGUUUUAUCAUUAUUGUAAAAUUUGGCAGCUAAUGCUUAAGUUAAGAAUUUAAGCAAUGAGAAAUUGAUCAUCAAUCAUGUCUAAGUGAAUAGAGCAUAAAAGGGUAGACGUAGAACCUACAGAGCACAUGGAAGAAUUAAUCCAUUUUUAUCAUCCAAUGCUCAUAUUGAAUUGUGGGCUGCAGAAAAAGAUGAGAAUGUCAAAAAGGAGACAAAUAAUCAAUAGGUGGCUCGUCAAUCAAGAAAAUAAGUGGCUAGAUCAAAAUUAUCUAUUGGUGCAUGAAUUUAUAAUAAUACACAUUAAAUAUU
Paramecium tetraurelia is the source of this 598-nucleotide messenger RNA. RefSeq lists its product as uncharacterized. Lineage: Eukaryota; Ciliophora; Oligohymenophorea; Peniculida; Parameciidae. Gene Ontology annotation, biological process: cytoplasmic translation. Gene Ontology annotation, molecular function: structural constituent of ribosome. The transcript has 3 exons. The record is from RefSeq and is a predicted model, not a curated record. Gene Ontology annotation, cellular component: ribosome; cytosolic large ribosomal subunit.